CGACGACAUACCGAUUCCUGGCGGCCAUUACGAGUCUAUGUACCACCUGCCCUUCCCCAGACAUCUCAUCCCACCUUGUUGUUGCUGGCCCAAGUUGAUUCACCAUCGAAACGACACGUCGCCAUUCUUUUGAUACCCCUUUUCUCGCAAUACGUUUUGCGCUUGCUAUUGCCACAAUGUCUUAUGAUCAGCUAUCAUCCCUCGAGGCCGGCCGAUCAGGCCGCCAGGGCAACUACACCGACGACCCUGAGUUCAAGCAACUCCAGUCUCAGUUGACCAACAAAAUCUUUAACCUGCGGCGCAACAUCCAGCAGCUCACUACGGACGUCAACAUUCUCGGAACGAAGCGCGACACCCCCCGUGUUAGGGAACGAGUCCACGACCACCUCGAGAAGACCCGGGACCUGUGCAAGGAGAUUGGAGAUGGAGUCAAGAAGCUCCAGACCUGGGACGACUUGACGAAACAACAAAAGUACGAUCAGUCCAGAAUAUCAACCGACUUCCAGAACGUUCUCCAAGAGUUCCAGGACAUUCAGAGGAAGGCGCUCGAGAAACAGCGGGCAUCCGUCACGGCUGCGCGCGCGGUAUCGGAGGGCGAGGGGGCCGACGCAUCGGCCGGAAACGACGGUCGGCUCGAGCUACAGCAACAGCAGCAGCAGCAGGAGGUCAGCCGCCUAGCAUCACAAGAUGAAGUGGAUUUCCAGGAAGCGCUCAUCGUCGAGCGCGAAGAGGAGAUCCGGAACAUUGAGCAGGGCGUUGGCGACCUGAACGUACUGUUUAGACAGGUAGCGCAAAUUGUGACGGAACAAGGGGAGCAACUUACAUCGAUUGCGGACAACGUAGAAGACGUGCGCGACGACACUCGCGGCGCGCAGGUCGAGCUCCGACAGGCGGCCAGACACCAGAAAGCAGCACGCAACAAGGGGUGCUGCCUGAUGCUGAUUCUGGCCGUCAUCCUCACCAUCAUCAUUUUAGCAAUCGUGUUGGAUUAGCAUUGCAUAGUGUAUUGGGUCUUGUGUUUGUUUUGAUUGGUAUUGCUACAUUGGCGUUUGGGUGGCGUGUCGCUGUUAAUGUACAUUUUCUCUACAGCCAAGGAAUCUGAUUCCGCAAAUCUAUUUUGUGCCCCGUCCACGUGGGUGUGCACGUCUAUACUUGGUUUGUUUUGGACUCUAUGAGGAAGCGCUCUGUCUUCCGGCAGGGUUUGAUGGUGUCAGGCCUAGGAAACACCCUGUCUACCACUCUGGAGGAGACCUGACCGAAGACCAUGGACGAGAUCCAGUAAACAAACAAGCCUGCGGGCAAGUUGCUACAGAGUGUGGGCACAAUUAGCGCCGACACGAGCAGAGCCCUUUGAAGGCGAAUUCUCCAUUUCAGGCCGGAAGUCAUGUAUGCCUGGAAGUCUCCGAAAUCGAAAACAAGCUUUCUCAUUUCCUCUUGUUUCGGGAAAACAGUAUAGCCCAUGGUCAACAUCAGCAUCCCAGGUAGGAGCAUUGUGGUAUCGGCCACCGUGAGAUCGGUGAACCAUAGCAUGCCGCCAUUUGCCAUACCGGCCUCCACAGUCGAGCUGAGAGACUGGAGGCCGUCUGAAACGGCUUCGGCAGGCGACGACAGAGCCGCUGACGCCUGCUCCGAGACAGAAGCAGCUGCGUCCGUGGCGGGCACGGUGGUCUUCUGGCGGUUGGGCGACAGCAAGGACAGCCAGCCGCCAUGGGCACCACAGAGCCGCCUCAGGGUUUCAGACAUGAGGAACCAGAAGGGUAUUCCAAGCACCGGGGCCCAGGCCUUCCAGUCCUGGCAUCCCCGAUCCUUGAGGAUCCUUUUCCGAGUCCGGGCCAUUUGCAGAGUUUCCUUCAAGCGAUUGCUGGAACGAAGUUGAAACCUCCAGGCGUUGAGCAUGGGUACGAUUUCGGUCUGUUUAUUGAUGAUAUGCUUGGCGAUCAUCUGAAGUGGUGUUCUGACAAUGGCGACGGCAAAGGCUGCGAAAAUGAUUGUGGUGCCCCAAUGUCCAGUAGGGUGGAGGGAGUUUAGCCAGAUGAGAGCAUUUCCGGUCGCGUGGAUGCUGCUCUCGACGUAGGCGCCCAUUGCUAGAUUUCUAACACCUCUCGGCCUCUGGGAUACCACCGGCGCCAUCGAGCUCAGAGUAGGGCGGAGAGAGGCAGAGCGUGAGAGCGAGCUUGCUGCUGAGAAGCCCAGAGGUUGGCGCAAGCCGGGCGCGAAAGCGCAACGCGCCGCUCUGAGGGAAGCCAUGAUCAAUUGACCAUACGCUCUUCAGAGGGCCGUUGGGUUUAAAACAAGUUGCCUGGUCCUGUCGAUGUAGAGUAUGAGCUUCCGUUGAAUCCGGGGUUUGGAGACUAGGCCAGGUAAGUCGGGAGUUGAUGUUGGACUCGGGCGUUGAACAAGAACGAGAUGAAUCGGUCGAUGAAUUCAUGUUUGACUCUCUCUCAGUGGUCAAUGGCAAGCUGCAAUAGUGGGUUAUUGCACGGGCCAUCCAGCACAAGGUCAAC
Messenger RNA from Colletotrichum destructivum, 2504 nucleotides. Its product is annotated as Putative target SNARE coiled-coil domain, syntaxin domain, syntaxin/epimorphin. The record is from RefSeq and is a predicted model, not a curated record. Gene Ontology annotation, cellular component: membrane; endomembrane system; SNARE complex. Bases 177 to 992 code for a protein of 271 amino acids. NCBI's taxonomy places the organism in Eukaryota, Fungi, Ascomycota, Sordariomycetes, Glomerellales, Glomerellaceae. Gene Ontology annotation, biological process: Golgi to vacuole transport; intracellular protein transport; vesicle fusion. Gene Ontology annotation, molecular function: SNAP receptor activity; SNARE binding. The transcript is spliced from 2 exons.